This is a messenger RNA of Diabrotica virgifera virgifera (western corn rootworm), 5033 nucleotides long. Its product is annotated as zinc finger protein 664-like. Gene Ontology annotation, biological process: regulation of transcription by RNA polymerase II. NCBI's taxonomy places the organism in Eukaryota, Metazoa, Arthropoda, Insecta, Coleoptera, Chrysomelidae. The transcript has 2 exons. Bases 64 to 1551 code for a protein of 495 amino acids. The record is from RefSeq and is a predicted model, not a curated record. Gene Ontology annotation, molecular function: RNA polymerase II cis-regulatory region sequence-specific DNA binding; DNA-binding transcription factor activity.
UGGUUUUUGUUUACUUUUUAUGUGUUAAAUUAUUUUUGAUAAACAAAACCAAAGUUUAAAUCAAUGGAAGUAAAACAGGAAGUUAGUGAUGAGACAUAUCAAGCAGAAAUAAUAUAUUGUAAUGCUGUUGAUGAUAGUCCUUCGGAUAUUAGUAAAAUUGAAAUUAAAGAGGAAUCCAAGACAGAAAGUGCCUACCAUGCAUUUGAUUUAUUUUUAAAAGAAUUCCCCAUAAAGACUGAAAUAGAACAAGAGGAAUUUAAGUCAUUUAAAGAAAAAGAAUUAAAUGGAUUUCCCUUAGAGGAGAACAUAUUGGAAAGUAUGAAAACAAUACCCAUAGAGCAACAUAUGAGUCAACCCAUUGAAGAAAAUACAUUAAAAUGUGAAAUUUGUUCUAAGCAGUUCGCUAAAAAACGUAGUUUAAAAACACAUUUGAGACUGCACACUGGAGAAACGCCUUACAGGUGUGAAUUUUGUUCUAAGCCGUUUACUACAGCAAGUAUAUUGAAAAGGCAUGUGAGAUCGCACACUGGAGAAAAACCACAUAAGUGUGAAAUUUGUUUUGAGCAAUUUAGCCAAUCAAGUGAUUUAAAAAAACAUAUGAUAACGCAUACAGGAGAAAAAUCUUAUAUGUGUGAAAUUUGCUUAAAACAGUUUACGACAACAGGUCAUUUGAAAACACAUAUGAGAAUACACACUGGGGAAACACCUUAUAAAUGUGAAUUUUGUUUUAAAGUGUUAAGUAGAGCAAGUGAUUUGAAAACACAUUUAAGAGUGCACACUGGAGAAAAACCAUACAAGUGUGAAACUUGUUUUAAACAAUUUAGUCAUCCAAGUGAUUUAAAAAAACAUACGAGAACACAUACGGGAGAAAAACCUUAUAAGUGUGAAAUUUGUUUAAAACAGUUUAGUGAAGCAGGUACUUUGACAAAACAUGUGAGAGUGCACACUGGGGAAAAAUCUUUCAAGUGUGAAAUUUGUCUUAAGCAGUUCACUCGGGCACCGAAUUAUAAAAGGCAUUUGAGAGUGCACAAUGGAGAAAAACCUUAUCAGUGUGAAAUUUGUCUUAAGCAAUUUGUUGAAAAUUCAAAAUUAAAAAAUCAUUUGAUACUGCACACUGGAGAAUCGCCUUACAAGUGUGAAAUUUGCUUUAAGCCGUUUACUACAACAACUAUCUUGAAAAGUCAUAUGAUAUUGCACACUGGACAAAAACCGUACCAAUGUGAAAUUUGUUUAAAGCAAUUUGUUGAAAGGUCAAAAUUGAAAAGUCAUUUCAGACUGCACACUGGAGAAACGCCUUACAAGUGUGAACUUUGUUUUAAGCCGUUUACUACAGCAAGUACCUUGAAAAAUCAUAUGCUAUUACACACUACACCUGGAGGCUACAAGUGUGAAACUUGUUUUAAACAGUAUUCUACAGAAAAUAGUUUAAAAGAACAUUUGAAACUGCACACUGAAGAAACGCCUAACAAGUGUGAAAUUUGUUUUAAACUAUUUGCUACAGCAGGAACUUUGAAAAAACAUAUGAGACGACACACUGGAGAAACGCCUUAAGGUCUGCGCUCAUGAGAUCAAAUCGGUCGCCAACGGAACGGACCGCUACAGCCCGGAAUUAAAUGACCAGAUCUCGCCAGCUCAAUCAGAAGGUUAGAAUAGAAAUAUGCCUGAUUAUCACUGAAAAUUUUUACAAUUUUAUGGACAAAGCCUACAUACAGUCAAAAGAAAACAUAAUAUCAAUAACAAAUAACAACUACAAUUUACUAAAAUUAGAUAAAUCGUCAAAAUAUGUACAGUAUAAUAUAAGAUAUAAAAGCCAAGACACAAAAAAUUUAUUGCAAAAUUUAUAUAAAUUGCAAAUUGAACAUACUUAAAACAAAUAAAAUAAAAUACAUAAGGAACUGACAAGUUUAUGUUACUAUGAAACCCAAUUUUCUUAGUUAUUCAUUAAGAAAUUCUUCUAUUGAAUAGUAUGGUCUUUUAGGUAGAGAAUAAAUGUCAAAUAUUGAAUUUCUGGUGGAGUAAAGAUAAUUGGGCCUUGCUGGAAAGACAUGAAGGUGUUUACGAAUUAAACAAACCGUUUCUAGGAUAUAUAAAGAUGGAAGUGUUAAAAUUCCGUGAUCUCUGAAGUAACUUCUGCAAUGUGUAGAUCUUCUGAGGCCAAACAGAUAUCUUAUUGCUCUUUUUUGCAAUUUAAAAAUAACAUCAAAUUGAACAGCUGUACUAGAACCGCAUAAAGGAAGACCAUAUCGAAGAUGAGACUCGAACAACGAAAAAUAUGUUAUUUUAGAAGAUGCUAAAUUGAGUUCCCUUGAGACAGAUCUUAUUGCAUAGCAAGCUGAGGCGAGUUUCUUACUUAACGAAUCGAUAUGAAGGGACCAUUUGAGGUUGCUGUCUAAAAAAAAUACCAAGAAAGCUUACAGAAUCAACGGUACUGAUCUAGCUGUUAUUAAGAGGCAAAGGUUGAAGAGCUCCUUUAUAGGAUAAUGCUACUGUUUUAUUUACGUUAAAAGAGAGUAAAUUAGAGUCAGACCAGGUCUUUAUCGUCAGUAGAUCCGAAGUUAUAGUUUCAUGAAGAGAUGCAAUAGUUGAGUUGCUCCAAGUGAUACUGGUAUCAUCAGCAAAAAGAAAAAGUUUCCCAUCGAUUUUUAAAUUAGUGGUGUCAUUUAUAAAGAUAAGGAACAGAAGAGGACCCAAUACUGAACCUUGUUUAACUCCACAUACAAUGUUUUUGAGACUAGAGUCAGUAUCAUUUGCUCUAACUAGUUGUUUCCUAUUAUUCAAGUAGGAUUGGAACCAAUUUAAAGAAAUACCUCAAUUUCCAUAGAAAUUUAGUUUUGUAAUCAAGAUGUCGUGAUUUACACAAUCAAAAGCUUUGGCAUAGUCGCAGAAAACAGUGGCAGUAUAAAGAUUAUUGUUUAGUGCUUGGUAAACCUCAUGUAGUACAGAAAACAUGGCAUCAGUGGUACAAUUAUUUGUUAAAAAGCCGAACUGAUUUUGUGAUAAAAUGUUGUUGUCAACGAUAAAGGACAUAAGUCGAGUUUUAAUGAGUCUCUCAAUAAUUUUGGAGAGUACCGGUAGUAAGGCAAUAGGUCUAUAGUUGCAGGCAUCAGAUUUUUCACCACCCUUAUGAAGAGGAAUAAUAAUGGCUGUCUUUAGGCACUUUGGAAAUUUACCUUUUUCGAAGGAAUCAUUAAUGAGAGACGAGAAUUUUCAACACAUUUUCUGUGAGAUUAGAGAAAAUUUUUAUAGAUAGUCCAUCAGUACUACAGGAUGAUUUGCUUUUGAUACUAUUGAUUGUUUGGAUCAGUUCAGAGUUAUCGAUGGUCUUAAAAAGAAUGAAUUCGAGACCUUUCUUGAGUUAGGGAGAUUGGAAAUGGGAUCUUGUUGCGGCAAAAUAGUUGAUGUUAUAUUUUUACUGAGUUUUAUUUCGAAGAUCGUUUAUUAUAGACCAAGUUUCUUUUGCAACACUUUUAGAGCUUCCCAGACGAUUUUGAUAAUAGGCUUUUUUAGCUGAUUUGACAAGUUUUAGAUAUGUUGUCCUGUACUUCGUGAUAUAAUAUAUUCAGUGACAGAAACAUUGGUAGUAAAUUUCUUGAUGUAUAGUAGUGAACGCAUAUUUUUGGCUGAUACGCGAAUACCUUUCGUAACCCAAGGUUUCCGAUGUUUUGGCUUAAUAGGGAUUAAAGGAAAUGCCUUAUUGAAGAUGCGGAGAAGCUUAUCUAGAAAAACACUGAAAUUAUAGUCUACGUCUAUAGAAGGAAAGUGCCACUCAGAAGUUAAGCAUAAAUUUUGGAAUUUACGAAAAUUAUGGGUGGAAAAAAUCCUACCUAAACGUCGGGUUUUUGAGGAGGGUUUGCUGAAGAUGUUAAACUUCGUAUACACUGCUUCAUGAUCAGAUAGUCCCGCAUUAAUAACUGUAGGCUUGUUCCAACACAACGAAAACCGUUGACGUAAUUUGAGUAUAUGUAUCGUAUUUGCUAUUGCUAUUGUUUUUUUCUGGCUCGUUUUAAAAUUUGUCUAUAAAAUUGUACAAUGUUCAAUGACAAUAAAGCAUAUUUCCAUUGUAUUCUAUUUUUGUGCGCGGAAGAGGAAUAACAACAUACACUUUCAAAAAUACAUGAAACACGAAAGGGAAUUUCCUACUUUAUUUCCCGAUUUAAUCGAUCAUCAAAACAAAUUUUAUCUAUACUGCAGAAUGAAUUAUCAUAAAAACUGAUCUAACAAAACUUUCACUUUAAAAAUCAUACUAUGUUUGCUUUCUUUGAAAACUAAUACCAUUAUUUAUUUUAUAAUGAUUUCCGAUAGCAACACAUUGAAUUCAGCAUCUAGAUUAGGACUAAGUGCAACAUCUGUUUACUUACAUAAAGACAACCCUUGGACCGCUCACGUCCAUAUUUUUCGGUUUGUUCCGUUGUGGAAGCGCUAACUAUAGGGCUUUUCAUUCACAGUCAUUUGUUUCGAGCUUCUGUCAUGUGUCACAUAAUAUUAAUAUAUCUAGGCCAUACGUUAUUGGUGUAUACCAAUCAUAGAGUUAUAUAUUAGCAUAGAGAGAGUGUCAUUCAGAGCGAAGUGACGACACCAUCUUUUUUAUUUGGAUUAGUGCUGUUUCGCUCUUACGCAUAGUAAAGCUGCUACAGUUGUCCUCCUCUUCCGUGCCUAUAUUCACACUGAAUGUCAUCAUAGAUUUUCGAUACAAUGUGUUAGAAAGAGAUGCAGCAAACCAGUCCAUGAGAUCUUGUCGUCAAGAAGCGCGGAAGGUAGGCUCCCUCUAUGUUAAUAUAUACCUCUAUGAUACCAAUGACACAAACCAAAGACGUAUGACGUAGAUAUAUUAUGUGACACAUGACAGAAGCUCGAAACAAAUGACAAUCGAUGAAAAGCCCUAUACACUGGGUAUCGAAUCGCUACAAGCUACACUACACUACGUCGAACGGCAAAAGUAUUCUCUUCCGAGAUAUCCGCGCGUUGCGGUGUGAAUCGAUGUGCUACGAUUCCGUAAAGUAGGCGCUGAGUCAUUUGUAUCGUAAAGUGUCAAU